AAGUUUUUAAAGAAAGUUCUGGCAGCGUCAGCGAAACUAAGAAAAUCCAAGUUGAGGAAUUUGAAUUCGAUCCUGAAAAAGAAAGGUUAAGUAAUUUGUUGGAUAAGUUAUAUAAAGAAGAGGAAGUUGUUUCCAAACAAAGCAACCUAAAUAAAGAAGACUUAAAAACUUUGCAGGAGAUGCUGCAAGAAAGUAUCCAAAAAAAAGAAAGAACUAAAUACUACAUAAUCGAUACUCCCGGUAUUGGCGAUACCAAAAUGUCCGACAAUGAAGUUCUCGAUAUAAUUGCCGAAGCGGUCUAUUUAACCAAAGAUGGAUUAAGUCAAGUGCUAUUUGUAGUAGGUGGUAGAUUCGACCAAUAUGAAAUGGCAACUUAUAAUUUGUUAAGAACUAUUAUUUUUGAUGAGCAUAUUACUGAGCACACCACUAUCACUCGCACUCACUUCGCAGAUUUUAGAAGCAAAGAAAAACGUCAAAAAGACAUUGA
Molecule: messenger RNA, 487 nt
Organism: Paraglomus occultum
Lineage: Eukaryota; Fungi; Glomeromycota; Glomeromycetes; Paraglomerales; Paraglomeraceae
Source: the annotation of a GenBank genome assembly